AUGAAUUUUUCCAAGAUUUUUUUUGUUCCUUCACCUACAUCUACUAUUUCUACCCUAAUCACCAUCGCCCCUUGCCCACCUGUAUCAAUGGUGGUUUCGCAGACCCAAUCAAGUUUCACCCAAUCAACCCCAUUGUUUACAGAUCCGGCUGCCACUACAACCACUACCACUGAUGAACCUCCAGUUUCUAUCAAUGCAUCUGAUGCAGGGGCAGGCACUUUAGGUUUCUCAGUUAGUCAUUCUACUCCACCUAUCUCACCUUUACACCAAGAUGAUCCAGAUACCAUCUAUGGUGGUGAUGACGAAUAUUUUGGAGGAUUCACCUACAGUCUUUUCAACAUUCGGACUGAAAAUGAUGAUGAUACUCCAGUCACCAAAAGGCAACUCAAGGCCAUUAAUGAGAAGUUGGAUUUGUUGCUUCAAUCCACCAAAAUCUCAAAUAUCAAGGAGUAUUCUCAAGAUAUAAUUAAGUCCUUCCUUGAGACCCUCACCAAAGAACACUCCGCCAAUCUUGAGAAGACGAAUAAAGUUGUUGAUGAUUCAGCUUUUGUUUGCAAGGAAAUGACCAAAAAAGUCGAUAAGCUAAUUAUUGAUGCUAGAACCUUCAUGAUCACAUUCCAGACAUCAUUCAAAUCGAACACUGCAAAAGCAAAUGAAGCCAUCUCUAGUAUGAGUACAUCCCUUAAAACAGAGAAGGAGGCUCUGGAGAAGGUUUGUACUAGCAUCAAAACAGUCUACUCCGAGAUCAACUCCACCAUCACAUCAAAAAUCAAAAAUCUUCAAGAUGACUUGGCCACAGAGAGCAAAAUAAUGGAUGCUCUCGCAGUAAAGACUGAAAAAGUGAAAGUCCUAACUAUCAAGCUUGAGCAUGCAGAGAAGAAAAUCAACAAACUCCUAUCCGAAAAGGCAUUUAUGAAAAGUUGUGUUACAGGCGUGAAUGCUUUGCUUUCAGGCAUCAUUAAAACUCAUUAUGCUCUGAUCACGAUCAUAGUUAAGAAGCAUCUGGUUGAAAAAAUAAGGUCAGUGUUUACAAUGCUCAAUAGAUUAGGUGUUUCGGAAUCAAGCUCAAUUGUGAAACAAGGGGGAGAAAAUGUGAAGCAAUCUAAGAAGGAAAACCCCAAACCAACUGUCAAGUCGAAGAAAGAAAACAAACCAAAAGGAAAGGAAAAGCUCAAUGAAGAACCAAUCAUUGAUGACAGUGAAGAAGAAGACCCUGAUGAGCACGAACCUAAAAGAAGUAAGGCCCGUGAAGCUCAAAACGACGAACACAAUCAGAUUGUAGUGGACUUUGGAGCGUAUACUGAGCUAGGUUGUAGAUCUUCCAAACCAUAUUGGUUAGAACCAUUUGUGUCUUUUGAUUUACAAAACACACAAGUUUCACAACUGGAUCUUCCAAUCACUCUGAAAGCCUUCAAGUUUUGUAGCUUUGUUAAAGUUGUGAAUGUCCCUCCCACAGACAACGGUGCAGAUCACUUACUCUUCUCAUUCUACCUGAAGCACAUGAAGCUGAAGUACGAAACCCGGAGUGUAAAGAAGAUAACUAUUGUAAAGGUUUAUGGUCUAAUUGAAACCAAUAGCUUCCCGAACGCUCGCUUUAAGGUUGCUAGAGGUUCUACGAGUCAGAUAUACAAAUUUUCUCUUGCUGAUCUACCCUAUCUGAACAUGUAUGAUUGGAUUAUACUGUUCAACAUGUGA
Lactuca saligna is the source of this 1695-nucleotide messenger RNA. The record is from the annotation of a GenBank genome assembly. NCBI's taxonomy places the organism in Eukaryota, Viridiplantae, Streptophyta, Magnoliopsida, Asterales, Asteraceae.